Setaria italica (foxtail millet) is the source of this 1489-nucleotide messenger RNA. RefSeq lists its product as uncharacterized. The transcript has 7 exons. The coding region runs from base 326 to 1120 and encodes 264 amino acids. Gene Ontology annotation, biological process: pectin metabolic process. Lineage: Eukaryota; Viridiplantae; Streptophyta; Magnoliopsida; Poales; Poaceae. The record is from RefSeq and is a predicted model, not a curated record. Gene Ontology annotation, molecular function: methyltransferase activity.
CUAUUCCCCAUUAGCUCCAGGCUCCAGCGAAGCAAAUUCCAUUCCUCCCGCGUGCUCUGCUCGUGCCCUGCCGCCCCCCGUCCCUAUCGCGCCGGAUCGCCACCCACUCGCUGCCCCCUCCCCCCACCCCACUCCGCCCCCGCGCCUCACUCCGUCCCGUCCCCGCCUCCCCGCCUCAGAUCCGUCCCCAAUCCGGCAACCCUAGCGCCGGAUUCCUCCCCUCCGCGUCCCCGCCCGCCCGCCGCCGCCGCCGCCGCCAUUGACAGAGGUGAUCGAGGGGGGAGAGAGAGCGUGGCUGGCCGGAUUCGGGAGGGAGGGCAGGAGGAUGUCUAGGAGGUCGGUGAACCCGAGCCGGCGGGUGGCGGACGGGGGCCUGCCGUCCGUCGGCGGCCUGCUCCACCCCAAGUCGCGCUCGCCGCCCGUGCUCACCAUUGCCCUCGUCGUCCUGGGUGUCAUUCUCCUCGUCGCCUACUUCAACAGCGGCUCAGGUCGGUUAAAGGCUCUCGGUGUAACUGUUACAAGCAGAGAAGCUGUUAGCAGGUCUGAAGGUACUUGCACAUCAGAAGUUAUGCGGGCGCUUCCUUAUCUUAAAAAGGCAUAUGGCAAUGCGAUGCAAAAGGUCCUCCAUGUAGGCCCAGAUAGUUGUACAGUAGUUUCUAACUUGUUGAAAGAAGGAAAGGUUGAAGCUUGGGGAGUGGAGCCUUAUGAUUUGGAGGACACUGACAGUAGUUGCAAAAGCCUUGUGCGCAAGGGCUUUGUCCGCAUGUCUGAUAUUAAGUUCCCCCUUCCAUACCGCCCAGAUUCUUUUAGUCUUGUUGUUGUGUCAGAUGCUUUAGAUUAUCUGACCCCAAGGUAUCUGAACAAAACACUUCCGGAUUUAGCAAAGGUCUCCACUGAUGGCCUUGUCAUCUUUGCUGGCAAUCCAGGUCAGCAGAAACCUAAGGUUUCAGAACUGCCAAAAUUUGGAAGGCCGGCAAAAUUGCGGAGUUCUUCAUGGUGGACUAGAUACUUUGUCCAGACUGGCUUGACAGAGAAUGAAGGACCAUUGAAGAAGUUUGAAGAGGCUACAUCCAAGGAUGAAUACAAACCAGAUUGCCAGAUCUUCCACCUUAGUUCGUAGGAUUGUGCUCGUCAAGGUGAUGCCUGUCCACAGCACCUCGGAUCAUUGCCGCACCAGUUUUGUAAGCAACAUCUUUGCUUACCCCCCGUUCAUCUUUUCACUCGAGGAACCAGUCGCACAGAAGAGCCAACCUUCAGCUAUAGGUAGAUUAUGUAGGGAGAGAGAGGCUUUACCACUCGAUACUAGAAAUUCAUUCUGGGAAUUAAGUUAUGUGUUAUUGAGGAUCGGAAAUUGAAGCGCAGACCGCAUAUGAUAUAUACGUAAGAACUUCACACUGUUGUACUCUGUUAUUAUUGGUGUGUUAGUUAUCUGGACUGAUUCAAAUGUAAGCUUAUGAUCCAAGCAAGUGAAGCAGUUUGAUCCGUUGCC